Messenger RNA from Pneumocystis jirovecii RU7, 1098 nucleotides. RefSeq names its product tRNA dihydrouridine synthase. Gene Ontology annotation, biological process: tRNA processing. The record is from RefSeq and is a predicted model, not a curated record. The transcript has 4 exons. NCBI's taxonomy places the organism in Eukaryota, Fungi, Ascomycota, Pneumocystomycetes, Pneumocystales, Pneumocystaceae. Bases 1 to 1098 code for a protein of 365 amino acids. Gene Ontology annotation, molecular function: flavin adenine dinucleotide binding; tRNA dihydrouridine synthase activity.
AUGAGUCUUCGUGGUCGUGAGUUUUGGCGUUCUAUUGGAAGUCCUUCACGAAUUGUUGCACCUAUGGUUGACCAAUCAGAACUUGCUUGGAGAAUUUUGUCUCGAAGAUAUGGUGCAGAUUUGUGCUAUACACCCAUGUUUCAUGCAAAAAAUUUUUGGUUAUCUCCUAAAUAUCGUAAGGAAGUUUGGAGUAGUUUAGAUAAUGGAAAAGAUCGGCCUUUAAUUGUUCAAUUUUGUGCAAAUGAUCCAGAAGAUUUUUUAAAAGCGUCAAAAAUUGUCGUAGGAAAAUGUGAUGCAGUUGAUCUAAAUCUUGGUUGUCCUCAAAAUAUUGCAAAACGAGGAUAUUAUGGUGCUUAUUUACAAGAAAAUUGGGAUUUGAUUUCUAAAAUUAUUAAAUAUGUUAAUAAUUCUCUUGAUAUACCUAUAACUGCUAAAAUUCGUAUUUUUCCUGAUAAAGAAAAAACUUUGGCAUAUGCUCGGAUGAUUGUGGAAUCAGGAGUAUCUAUCUUGGCUGUGCAUGGAAGAACAAGAGAGCAGAAGAGUACUAUGACAGGAUUAUCUGAUUGGAGUCAAAUUUUAUAUUUAAGAGAAAAUCUACCUUCUGAUAUUGUUAUUUUUUCUAAUGGAAAUAUUCUUUGGCCUCAUGAUGUUGAUAGAUGUUUGAAAGAAACAAAGGUAGAUGGUGUUAUGUCUGCAGAAGGAAAUCUUUAUAAUCCAUGCAUUUUUACUCGUUCUAAUAUACAUCCAAUUAUUACGGAAAUUGCUAAAGAGUAUUUGAAUAUUAUUGUAAACUAUAAACUUGAGAACGAUAGAAGUUGUAUUAACGCUAUGAAACCCCAUUUAUUUAAAAUUCUUCGGCCUGGAUUAUGUAAAUAUGAGCAUUUGCGAAAUGAAUUAGGAAAAACAAAACCAGGGGAAUUAGAAAAGUAUUUUAAAAUAGUUGAAGAGCUUGACAUAUUAGUUAAGAAAGCAAUUUUGGAAAAUAACAAUGAAGAAAAAAUUCAAUGGUGGCAUUGUCAGCCAUAUCUUCGACCAUUACCAAUACAGGCAAAUAAGUCAUUAGAAAUGGCUAGUAGUUAUAUUGUUGAAUUAAAUUGA